AUGGCCAGCCUCGCUGCCUCACUGCCUCGCGGCCCAGAGCCUGCAGGCUUUGCUCCUAUCUGGCACUGGCGCUGGCGUCCUCCCCUCUCUAGUCGUCCUCCUGCCUGGCUUGCCCCGCGUCUAUCGCUCGCUCAUCACCCAUACCCCUCUUACAUUACCUCUCGUCGACCACUGCCGCCCGCCGGUUUUUGGUCCACCCCUACUCCUUUUUCCCUUCCAUCUCAUCAUCCAAGUCGUCUUCCCUCAACCCCACCCCAUCCAUCAAUCUCGCGCAUCCUCGUCGAAAUCGACUGCACGGACGGUAGUGCAUCCACACUUCCUACCGCACCGUCCUCGAGUUACGACACACCUUCCCCUCCGAUCUCCUCUCGGCUUCGGUAUCAAUUCAGAUUCGAAAGCCCGAAAAAUCGACACCGCCGUCGUCCCUCGCUCAUCCAUCCGGACGCUCGAUACUCCAUCAACCACUCGACCCUCUCUCUCCUCUGUUGCUCUAUUCCCCCUGCUCCCUCUCCAUCACCGGCUUGUUCUUUGGAUCCUCAAUUCAAGUUUUCAACUGACAGUCGACCCCCGCGACCCGACACCGCAAGCCUCUCCAUCAUCCUGGUCGGGCUUAAGCGACGCCUGGAGAACCGAAUACCAUCUUUGGCCUGA
Trichosporon asahii var. asahii CBS 2479 is the source of this 651-nucleotide messenger RNA. RefSeq lists its product as uncharacterized. Lineage: Eukaryota; Fungi; Basidiomycota; Tremellomycetes; Trichosporonales; Trichosporonaceae. The record is from RefSeq and is a predicted model, not a curated record. The coding region runs from base 1 to 651 and encodes 216 amino acids. The transcript has a single exon.